GGGAAGGGAGGAGGGCUCCAGACAGAGCGUGGCUGCAUUGUCGCAGUAACACAACUUCUCCCACCGACCAGCUCUUCAGCAGCCCCCCAACAUCCUCCGGUUCGACUUUCCCUGACUCACUGGACAGAGCUGGUCCAGGCUCACGCCUCGUAACCGUCCGGAACCCUCUGAGGGUUUCCCAUUGGCGGGGAGUCCCAGCUGCUGUCACUGAGAUAGAUCUGGCGCAGGAGCUGACAGACAGAGAUAGCAGCUUCUUGCUUCGCCCGGCGCCGGGAGACACCAAACCGGUCGUCGGGAAGCGGAGGUUUCGGCUAGUUGGAAGCUAACUGGCGUUAGCCGGAGAUUUCCUGUCAGACCAGCGCCUUUAAUGGGUUUGACGCCUAAUUGAAGAGUCGCGCCGUGGAGAAGAUGGAAUAAAGCAUGAAGGGUGGGACUAUUUUGCCAUUUAAAUAGGAGGGCGUCGCUUUAAGGCUGUGAUCUGCAGCUUCACUGUGUAACUGAGCUGGGGGACUGAGGGGAAGAUGCCACCCAGGCCAUCUUCAGGGGAGCUGUGGGGCCUCCACUUGAUGCCCCCCAGGAUCCUGGUGGACUGCCUUCUGCCCAAUGGGAUGAUUCUGACCCUGGAGUGUCUCCGUGAGGCCACACUUAUCACCAUCAAGCACGAGCUGUUCAAGGAGGCCAGAAAAUAUCCACUCCAUCACCUCUUACAGGAGGAGACUUGCUAUAUCUUUGUUAGUGUGACACAGGAGGCAGAGCGGGAGGAAUUCUACGAUGAGACCCGCAGGUUGUGUGACCUCCGACUCUUCCAGCCGUUCCUCAAAGUCAUUGAACCAGUUGGCAACAGAGAAGAGAAAAUACUCAAUAGGGAGAUUGGGUUUGCCAUCGGUAUGCCUGUUUGUGAGUUUGAUCUUGUAAAGGAUUUCGAAGUUCAGGACUUUAGAAGAAACAUCCUCAAUGUAUGUAAAGAUGCUGUGGAGCUGAGAGACGCCAACGGCCCCCACAGCAGAGCGCUAUACGUUUACCCACCCAAUGUGGAGUCAUCACAGGAUCUUCCCAAACACAUCUAUAGCAAACUUGACAAAGGUCAGAUAAUUGUUGUGAUAUGGGUGAUCGUAUCCCCAAACAAUGACAAACAAAAGUAUACAUUGAAGAUCAACCACGAUUGUGUGCCUGAACAGGUGAUUGCGGAGGCCAUUCGUAAGAAGACGCGCAGCAUGCUGCUGUCUCCAGAGCAGCUAAAGAUGUGCGUCCAAGAAUAUCAGGGAAAAUACAUCCUCAAAGUCUGCGGCUGUGAUGAGUACCUGCUGGAAAAGUACCCCAUCAGUCAGUAUAAGUAUAUCCGUAGUUGCAUCAUGUUGGGCAGGUUGCCCAAUCUGAUGCUAAUGGCUAAAGACAGCCUGUACAGCCAAUUGCCUACAGACAGCUUCGUCAUGCCGUCAUACUGUCGACGCAUCUCCACGGCAACGUCGUAUAUGAACGGCGAGGCUGCUCCAAAGUCGCUGUGGACCAUCAGCGGAGGUCUCAGGAUAAGAAUCCUUUGUGCCACCUACGUAAAUGUAAAUAUACGGGACAUAGACAAGAUAUAUGUGAGGACGGGGAUUUAUCAUGGAGGUGAACAAAUGUGUGAUAAUGUCAACACACAGAGAGUACCAUGCUCCAAUCCCAGGUGGAAUGAGUGGCUCAACUAUGACAUGUACAUCCUAGACAUCCCUCGAGCAGCGCGACUCUGUCUCUCCAUCUGCUCUGUGAAGGGCAGGAAGGGAGCUAAAGAGGAGCACUGUCCUUUGGCCUGGGGCAACAUCAACCUGUUUGAUUACAAUCACACUCUGGUGGCAAAUAAAAUGGCCCUGAACCUCUGGCCUGUCCCUCAUGGACUGGAAGACCUUCUCAAUCCCAUUGGGGUUACAGGAUCCAACCCCAACAAGGAAACGCCAUGUCUGGAGCUGGAGUUUGAGCACUUCAGCAGUCCGGUAAAAUAUCCAGAUAUGAAUGCGGUGGAGGAGCAUGCAAACUGGACCAUCUCCAGGGAACUGGGGUUUAACUACAACACCUCAGGACAGAGUAAUCGUGUGGCCAGAGAUCACGCCCUGACAGACAGUGACUCUGAACAACUGAAGCAGCUGAGUAACAGGGACCCUCUGUCAGAAAUAACUGAGCAGGAGAAAGACUUCCUCUGGAGACACAGGCACUAUUGCAUGAACAUCCCUGAGAUCCUUCCCAAGAUCCUUCUUGCUGUCAAAUGGAACUCCAGAGAUGAAGUAGCACAGAUGUACUGUUUGCUGAAAGAGUGGCCAUCUAUCCGUCCUGAGCAGGCCAUGGAGCUGUUGGAUUGUAACUACCCAGACCCCAUGGUCAGGCACUUUGCUGUACGCUGCCUUGACAAAUUCCUGGCGGAUGAUAAACUGUCCCAGUACCUCAUCCAGCUUGUACAGGUUUUGAAAUACGAGCAGUAUCUUGACAAUCCACUGGCCCGCUUCCUCCUCAAAAAAGCUCUGACCAAUCAGAGGAUAGGGCAUUUCUUCUUUUGGCAUCUCAAGUCAGAAAUGCACAAUAAAACUGUGAGCCAGCGGUUUGGGCUGCUGUUGGAGGCUUACUGCAGGGCUUGUGGGAUGUACCUCAAGCACUUGAGCCGGCAGGUAGAAGCAAUGGAGAAACUCAUCAACCUCACUGAUAUUCUCAAGCAAGAAAAGAAGGAUGAGACACAAAAGGUCCAAAUGCGGUUUCUUGUGGAGCAGAUGAAGAGACCCGACUACAUGGAUGCCCUGCAGAACUUCACCUCUCCUCUCAACCCUGCACACCAACUGGGAAACCUGAGGUUAGAGGACUGCAGGAUUAUGUCAUCUGCAAAGAGGCCGCUGUGGCUGAACUGGGAGAACCCGGACAUCAUGUCAGAGAUGCUUUUUCAGAACAACGAGAUCAUUUUCAAAAAUGGAGAUGACUUGCGUCAGGAUAUGCUGACAUUGCAGAUCAUUAAAAUAAUGGAGAACAUUUGGCAGAAUCAGGGACUGGAUCUGCGGAUGCUGCCCUAUGGCUGUCUGUCGUUAGGAGACUGCGUGGGGCUCAUCGAGGUGGUCCGUAGUUCCCACACCAUCAUGCAGAUUCAGUGUAAAGGAGGCUUGAAGGGAGCCUUACAGUUCAACUCCAACACUCUGCAUCAGUGGCUCAAGGACAAAAACAGGGGAGAGAUGUAUGACAUGGCUGUGGAUCUGUUCACCAGGUCCUGUGCUGGCUACUGUGUAGCUACAUUCAUCCUGGGGAUUGGAGAUCGCCACAACAGCAACAUUAUGGUUAAAGAUGACGGACAGCUGUUUCAUAUAGAUUUCGGGCAUUUCCUGGAUCAUAAGAAGAAGAAAUUUGGCUACAAAAGAGAACGGGUACCUUUCGUGCUGACGCAGGACUUCCUCAUUGUCAUCAGUAAAGGAUCACAGGAAUGCACAAAAACCAAAGAGUUCGAAAGGUUCCAGGAGAUGUGCUACAAAGCUUACCUAGCCAUCCGCCAACAUGCCAACCUCUUCAUCAACCUGUUCUCCAUGAUGCUGGGCUCCGGGAUGCCUGAGCUGCAGUCCUUUGACGACAUCGCGUACAUCCGAAAAACGCUGGCGCUCGAGAAAGGCGAGCAGGAAGCAUUGGACUACUUUAUGAAACAGAUGAACGAUGCUCACCAUGGAGGGUGGACCACCAAGAUGGACUGGAUAUUCCACACAAUUAGACAGCAUGCACUCAACUGAUACCUCACCCACAAACCAGUCCCACCGUGGAGUAUUAUUACACCGAAGCAGCAAACUCUUCCAAGAAGUUCAUUUCUGCAUGACAGCAGACUAGCAAGCAGUCUACCAAUGAGGGAACUGUUUUUAUACACGUAUAUAUUUCUUUUUUGAAGCACCUUUUUUUUUGUUCAGUCAAAUGUGGUUCCAUUUUUUUUUGUAUUUUAAAUACACGUUUGUCUGCUUUCUGGUGUGUGCACUGGUCUCAGAUUGAGUAAGGGUCUUCAUGAGAGCAGUGUGAUGUUUGCAUAUCAUGUUGCCGUGCAUCAUCCUGUUUUUGUUGUUGUUGUUUUUUUCAUCCAUCAGAGCGAUUUGACAAAAUCCAGGGUCACGUCAUCCCUCGCUCUGCUGCUCUCAGAAGAAAAGCCCAGGUUUCACAGCGCAGCUUAAGAAGCUGCAUCUGCCAAUGUAUCAAUGUAGCCACAACGUAAGUCCAACUUACUUCCCUCCUCGGCCAUAAGAGUGCUGCACUUUGGUUCGUCAUCGCUAGAAAGGUAGCGGCCACAAGCACCUUUUUUUUUGUUCUAUUCUUUUUUGUUGGCGUGUAAGUGACAAUUUGUCGUUUUCCACUACAGCAGAAGUGUAGUGGAAUCGUUUAGAUCGUCUUCCAUCGUUUUGGAUGUAUCAACUCGUUUAUGGAAAUCAGAAACAUCUAACAAAGUUAGACUCUAACCAGAAUUUUUAGGGGUUUAUUGUGUUUUUCUUUUUUUACUUUUAUUUAUUUAUGUACAGUGUUUAGUUUCCAAACCCAACCCUAACAUUAUCAACAGUAUGUGUAGAGACAUGUCUUAUUUUUGGAUUAUUUCCAGCUUCCUGUGCAGCUGCCAACCUUAUUCCUCAUUAUCACAUCAUCAGCCUAAUCCUGCUGAUUCCUUUUUUUAUUUGUGCUCUCAGUCACUUUAUUGUAAUAUUUAUUUUGGCCUCGUGAAUAGUUAAUUUUUUGUUAUUAUGAUAUGGUUGCUGCCCCAUUUUUAUCACUUUUUUUUUGGCAAGUUAAAAAAAAAUCCUAUUUUAUAUGUAACUGGGUUUAUAAUUAGUUUCUUUUUCUGUUAGCAAUUGGAUGCUCAGGGGAAUGUCUCGUCUUCCUCUUUAUUUAAAUGCCUUUGAAUCACUGAAAAACUGCACAAUGUUGCACAAUGUUAAACCCAAAAACCUGGCACUAGUUUAAGAAAAGAAACCCUUUAAAGGGAAACUGUCUAAUUUGACUCAGAUUACCAAAAAAAAAAAAUAUUGAACUAAACCUCGUCUUUUGCAUAUAUUGACUCUUAAGCUGUGAUAUCGUGUUAGAAGAUGGAAAUCAUCCAAAUUAUUACAAGGGGGGAACAAAAGGGAAUUUUGACCUAAAAUAGAAGUAUUUUUGUAUGUUUUUGCUUCAUAACAGAUUUAAAAAAUACUAUUUGUGAAGUUUAGUUUGGGAUGCAGCUCUUUAAUAAGGAAAACUCUAGUGAAGCUGUUAUCGUAGUAUUUGAAUGGGAAUGUCUCCAAGUAGACAUCCACAGGAGCUCAGUGAAUAUAAAGACAUUCGGAUCAACAUGAUCAUUACAUCAACAUGAAUGAUCAGCCAGUUGAACUGAUUGUGGUGUUGGGCCGAAGCUGCAUCAGUGGCAUGAAUGUAUUUCAUUAGAAGGGUGGAGACGACGUGCGCUCAGACGCUGAGAGCUCUUUCCUCUCUCUGAUCCUAUUUUUGGUGCAUCAGAAAAAAAGAUCAUACUCUAAGGGGUUAGAAAAAAAGUGUUGGUCUAAUCCUUUUUUUACUUUAAAGCCUAGUAUGCAUGUUUGUAAAACGGCCUCACCUGUAGGAAGACUCCAUAUUGAAGAAACGUCGAGCAGGUCGUUGGUCUGACCUUUUGUUUGUCUCUGCUAUGAAUGAUGGGUAAAAAUCCACCUGUACAUACUAAAGGUUGCGUGUGCCAUACGAACUCUUCUGCACGGGCUGCAGGCUUUCAUUGGCAGGUCCCAGUGACUCCGGCAGCUGUGUCGUCUUUAGAUGUUCCGACUCCCCCCUCCUGACGACAGGCGUGUGCCAAAAAAACAAAAAAAACAGUUUAUAGAGAAACAAACCUCUCUGAUGGGUCGUUUUACUUGAAAUUUUGUGACUCUAAAUCCCCUCUGUAUUUAGGUAGCUGUAUUUGGUGGGGGGGGGGGGGGGGGGGGGGUUGUUUAGUAUUUUUUGUGAGUGUGUGUGUGUUGUGGAGUGUGUGUGAGCCACAGUGGGUGUAUGUCCGAUUCCAGUGGUGAUUGUUUUUUGCAUUUUUUGCGCUGCAGUCCAUUAUUUUAGAAUAAAGACUCCAUUAAGAUAGUGCUUUAUAACAAUGAGGUGACAAGAAAGCUUUUUUUGUUUCAUUGAUCCAACAGAUCCUUCAAUCCAAGCACGUCUGUGUACAUUUGUUGUUGGUGCCCGUCUUUGUUGCUGAAUCAACUGAGGUUUUUUUUUUCUCUCUCUCUCUUUAUGGUAAAAAACUCAGUGCAAUAUUCCUGCUGUUUUUCCCAACAGCUGCCUGAAAAUCAGUUCUUCAGAACCUACAGCUGCAGGUUUUUUAUUCAUUUUUUUCUACUAACUUUAUUGAUUAAGACAUGGAUAAAGAAAAAUCCGCCUGGGUUUAAAGGUAAAACAUGGUGGAUAAAGACAAAUUCCCUCAUGGAUUUAUGUUCACUAUGCAUCACUAUGAUAUUUCCUAAAAUGUUCCAUAUUGUCAGUAUACAAUUCUGUAUGAUGGGCCAAUGAAUUGUUUCUCUCAAUCCUACCUGCAUGAGAUGGAUAAAAAACAAAACAAAAAAAACAAUAUUCCUCUGGCUACAUUCAGUUUUUGAUAUAUUUUUUAAGGCACCUGUGAAAAUGUUGCUAAAUGAAUGCCUUAAGUUUGUUUCCUGUAGUUUCUAGGACAAGUUUACUCUAACUUGAAGUAACCUGCCUUUUUUAUUUAUGAAUGUUUCUCUUUUUUGCUAAGUUGCCAGAGUUCGGGUUUGAACCCUGACUGACUGGUCAUCUGAGUGUUCUGUGACGAUGUACAAAUAAAUUUGUUAAACA
This is a messenger RNA of Oryzias latipes (Japanese medaka), 6792 nucleotides long. RefSeq names its product phosphatidylinositol-4,5-bisphosphate 3-kinase, catalytic subunit alpha (gene pik3ca). NCBI's taxonomy places the organism in Eukaryota, Metazoa, Chordata, Actinopteri, Beloniformes, Adrianichthyidae. Gene Ontology annotation, cellular component: plasma membrane; phosphatidylinositol 3-kinase complex, class IA; cytoplasm. The record is from RefSeq and is a predicted model, not a curated record. Gene Ontology annotation, biological process: phosphatidylinositol 3-kinase/protein kinase B signal transduction; phosphatidylinositol-mediated signaling; cell migration. Gene Ontology annotation, molecular function: 1-phosphatidylinositol-3-kinase activity; 1-phosphatidylinositol-4-phosphate 3-kinase activity.